AUGACAAGCCUGUACGAGUUUUGGUGCGAUGUGAUCAACGACGGCCAGUAUCUGUGGAAAAUCGAGAAGAUGCAUGAGAAAUAUGGUCCCAUUGUCCGGGUCAGCCCAAAGGAAAUUCAUAUCAAAGAUUCGGAAUAUUAUGGAACAAUCUACUCAGGCUCUCACAAGGUCAACAAAGACAAGUCCACUGUUGCCGGUAUAGGAACGCCCACUUCAGUCGCAGCUACUGUUGACCACAACCACCAUCGUGCAAGACGUGCAUAUCUAAAUCCGUAUUUCUCAAAACGUGCAAUUGCCGACAUGGAGACAAUGAUGCACGAAAGGUUGGACAGGUUCUGCGAGCGCCUAGAUGAGGCAAAGGAAUACGAUAGCGUGGUGAGCCUUGAUUCGGCUUUCUCGGCUCUUACUGCGGAUCUCAUCUUUGAGCGCUUUUACGGUUACCACUUAAAUUAUCUUGAUAUACCGGAUUUCCACUCUCCUGUGACGAAGGCCUUUAUGGGAAAUUCAAUUAUGUUCCAUUUUGCUCGAUUCUUUCCCGGUUUAGUUGCCCUGCUCAAGAAGACUCCUCUCUUCCUACUCAAGGUCAUACAACCGGCAGUUGCCGAGUUACAGAUUCUCCUUGACGACAUGAAAGAAAGAAUCCUCUCCACUCUGAAAGAAGACACAGACAAGAAAGAUGGGAAUAAGCCUGUAAUAAUCGCUGCUCUUGGAGAUGAGACCAUUCCCGGGGUGGAGAGGACGCUGGACCGCCUUUUGGACGAAGGGUUGGUGAUUAUCUUUGCUGGAACCGAAACUUCCUCUAGAGUGAUGAGUGUUGCUUUGUUUCACUUGCUACAUAAUAAGAUGCAUUUGAGAAAGCUACGAGAAGAACUUACCGCCCUACCGCCCCGGCUGGAUCAUGACUACUCCUUACAACAACUUGAGGGUCUUCCUUACUUGUCAGGUGUUGUCCAUGAGGGCAUGCGUCUUGCGUUCGGGCCAGUCUGUAGGCUUCCUCGUAUAGCCGCAGAUGAAGCUUUGAAGUACGAGGAUUUUAUAAUUCCUCCAGGAACACCUGUCAGUCAAUCGACAUACUUUGUGCACACCGACCCCAGCAUUUACCCAGACCCUUGGACCUUCGACCCUGGAAGAUGGGUCAAGGCAGCAAAAGAUGGGUUCCCUUUGAAUAGGUACCUUACAAAUUUCACAAAGGGAAGCCGACAAUGCAUUGGCUUGCAGAUGGCUUCUGCCGAGGCUUAUAUUACCAUCGCCAGGUUGGUACUAUCUUUCGAGAUGGAGCUAUGCAACACCACAGUUGAAGAUCUAAGUAUUGAUCACGUUCGACUCGUCGGGUAUCCCAAGAAGGCCAAGUAUACUGCCAACGCUCGGGGUGAAAUCAUGGUGAAGAUUACAGGAAGAGCGGACGGGGAGCCCUAA
Talaromyces rugulosus is the source of this 1416-nucleotide messenger RNA. RefSeq lists its product as uncharacterized. Gene Ontology annotation, molecular function: heme binding; oxidoreductase activity, acting on paired donors, with incorporation or reduction of molecular oxygen; monooxygenase activity. Lineage: Eukaryota; Fungi; Ascomycota; Eurotiomycetes; Eurotiales; Trichocomaceae. The transcript is spliced from 5 exons. Bases 1 to 1416 code for a protein of 471 amino acids. The record is from RefSeq and is a predicted model, not a curated record.